UCCAACAAAGCGAAACACUGCAAAGAUGUUGCUGCUGAGGAAUCGUGGUUUGUUGAGUCUCCAAGUCACUUCUCUCUUAUCGUCCUCUACUUCUUCAUCAUCUCAAGCAACUCCACCUUUCUUUCUCUGCUUUAAAAACACUCUCUUUCACUCUACUCACCAAAACCCUAGCCCUAAACCCAAACCCAAGCCCCAAACCCAACACCAUGUCUCUGCUUCAAAGACUGAAAAACAAGCCAUUUCGGACACUGCCCGGUUCGCGCAAACCUUCCUCUUCGUACCGCCAGGGGUCGAUCCCGAGGAGGUGACGGACGACAUGGUUCUACCCGGUUCCAACAUCGUGCUUGGUCCCUAUGCGGGUCACUCCCAGAUAAAGGAGGUGGAGUUCGUGAAAAGCAGUAGUAGGCCAAAGGAUUGCCCCAAGGAUGAUCGCCCUGAGUUUGCCAUUCUUGGUCGGUCCAAUGUCGGUAAAUCUUCGCUUAUCAAUGCCCUUGUUCGCAAGAAAGAAGUAGCCCUUACAUCUAAGAAACCAGGGAAAACUCAACUUAUUAAUCAUUUCUUAGUGAACAAGAGCUGGUAUAUCGUGGAUCUGCCUGGUUAUGGGUUUGCUAAGGCCCCAGAAUCUGCCCGGAUGGAUUGGUCUGCCUUCACCAAAGGUUACUUCUUAAACAGAGCAACUCUGGUUGCUGUCCUCCUACUCAUUGAUGCAAGUGUUCCACCACAAAAGAUUGACCUUGACUGUGCUAAUUGGCUUGGUCGCAACAAUAUACCAAUGACUUUUGUUUUCACAAAGUGCGACAAAAUGAAGGGGGGGAAAGGAAAAAGGCCAGAUGAGAACAUAAAAAAUUUCCAAGUGAUGAUGGGACAAAACUAUGGAAAACAUCCCCCAUGGAUCAUGACUAGCAGUGUUACUGGUUUGGGCAGAGAUGAGCUUCUUCUGCAUAUGUCUCAACUGAGGAACUACUGGGAUAACUAGGAGCCAAGUUGAAAGUUAAAACAUCUCCCACAUGUAACUCUCCAUAAGAGGUACACCAGAAUAUAGUAUUUUGACCGAGUUGCCAAUAAAUUAUAUAUUGUUUUCAUAUCAAAUUUUCCAAGGAAAUCUGAUUUAAUGUAACCAACUGUUGUCUGUAAAUUUGUUCUGAUCUGUGGAAUGUUACUUCAUCUGUAUAUAUAUAUAUAUAUAGCUGCACUCUGCAGUCAUUAGUCAA
This is a messenger RNA of Vitis riparia (riverbank grape), 1211 nucleotides long. RefSeq names its product GTP-binding protein At2g22870. Gene Ontology annotation, molecular function: GTP binding. Lineage: Eukaryota; Viridiplantae; Streptophyta; Magnoliopsida; Vitales; Vitaceae. Bases 26 to 976 code for a protein of 316 amino acids. The record is from RefSeq and is a predicted model, not a curated record. The transcript is spliced from 4 exons.